AAAUUCUUCACGCGUCGCUGUUCCCUAACGAUUGUUUACAGUUCCUACCGCAGUAGUCUAUUGCUGUGUGUUCUGUUUUCAGCAGUUACAUCAAGAGCUCUUGACGAGACAAGUGUCAUUUAGGUAAGCAAAUUUUAGUUUAGUGUUAUGUCAUGUCGAUUUUGUGAGUUAGUGACAAGAGUGAGAGCGCAGUUUUCAAUUUUUUCCAAUCUAUUGCUUCCAUUCUCAAUGAUCGGAGUUGCAUGAAUGAUUUUUUUUGUCAUCUUUCAUUUUGAAGCAGAGAACAUUUUGUAGUUCACUAAGUUUUUUAAUAUUUAUCUGGACUUCUUUUACGUAAAUGAAACCAAAACAAGUCGAUGUGUCCGAAAGAAAUCUGUCGUUACAUAGUUAGAGUACGUGCGUAUCAUAGAGUUUUCGAAUGAGGCAAAUUUGAAAAUUCUAUGCUGUGCGUUUGGAAAGUUCUGCCCACGGUAACCGCAAAAACGAAAUCAAAAUUAAAUGUUCUGAAGCUUCGUUGUAUCCUAGAGCUCUGGAAGAAAACUAUCGCCGUUUACUAUAUCAAUUAAUUUCGUGACGGAGUGUUUGUAAUUAGGGAAUUACUUUCGUCGAAUAUUAGGUUCAACGUUAUAUAAAUGGGUGGCUUACAUUUCUUCAUAUCUCCAUAUCGUGUACACCUAAGCCACACGUUAAGUCGCUUAAAAGCUUAAAGAUAUCAUUAUCUCUCCUGCUUGCCGUACUGUCAUCGGAUAAAUUUCUGAAUUCCUUGCAAGAGGUACGCUAAAUUUUCCUCUAAUAUUUCAUCACGAGUUUGAAAAUAACUGAGCACAUUAGCUUAAUAAUUGCAUUAAAUCGAUGUAAACACGUAUCGCAAUUAAUUGUCAAGGACAUUUGAAAGCUAAAUUUGAGAUUCCUCUCACAACACCCAAGUUUUUUUUCACUAAUUUCACAGUGUAGCAGUUGUAACUUUGAUAAUUGUAUACCUCCUACAUAUAGGAUGGGUAUCAUGACUUAUUUCAUACUGUUAAAAAUGCUUGUUAUUUCUUGCAAAUCGGUAGGGAAGCUUGUAAUUGGUAGGAAUCAACUCUUACUAUAGCUGAAAACCAUGUAUCAAAAUGGGAAUAGGGGUGUUUACCACAGGAAGUAUUAUCAUGUAGCUCAUAAAUAGAAGGACAGAGGUGAUAAUUGCAGACUUUGGCAUAGAUUUUUUUAAAAUUUUGUUUGCAUUCUUUAGAUAUUAGGUUUCAAAGAUGAAGGUAAAAGGAAUUGUUUUGAUCAGUAAUUACUCUUUUCAGAUGGACAAUAAACAUAUUUAAAAGAGUCUUUCAUGUAGAGGCUGGGUAUAUUUGCCCUCUUCAGAAAUGAGCAAAAAUUUUUAUGACAGGUAAAAUGCUGAUAAUAGAGACUAAGAUUUGCAAAAUCAUUGACUCCUGGGGGGCUGUUUCUUGAAAGACCCAGUAACUUUUAAAGCCUGGAUGGGAGAUUUUUUGUUCUUCAUAUUUCAUUAGCAAUCAAGAUAUUGACAGUUUUGAAAUGUAUACAAUUAAAAUAUCAGGAAGUGAGAUAGAGUAGAGUGGUACCUAAGCUAAAAUCUACAUUCUAUUUUCUUGAAUAAGAUUAAAAAAAUAUUACUUUGGGUCUGUAAAGUUACUGGGACUCUCAAGAAAUGGGCACCUGCUCUGAAAAGAUGUUCUGCUAUACUUUCUUUUUCUGUUGAGAGAGGUUAUUAGUGGGAAAUUUAGGAAAUUUAGGAAAUUUGAUUAUGACAUGUUAACAUAUGUUUUGUUAAAAUAUGUCAGUGACUGAACAGGGAUGUAGAAAUGAUUCACUUUUAAGCAAAUUAUUGAAGCUGUUUGACAAACCCAGAAACUGUUUCCUGAGCUUAGGAGAUGCAUAUUAGAGAUAUGAUAAAUGGCUUAUUAGCCUAUUAGAUCCUAACAUCAGUAUGCAUAUUCUCUAUACUGUUCUCAAUACUUUUCCUUAGGUGCUUUUAGUGAUUGUUUCCUUUUUUCUUGUGACCUUAAUGUGUGAUUCAGGGUGAUAUUGUAAGGAGAAAUUAGAUAUUAGUCACUCUAAGGGGUCAGUGGGUUAGUGUUGUCUCCUUAGUUUGUACAGUAGGCUGCAGAUCCUUGUUUUUCCUGUUUUGACUUAUGAGCUUCAUAUGGGCCAUAAAUUAUUAAAGAAAAACUGCUGUAGGUCUGUUACUUAUAAUACAAAGUCUUGAACUCUGAAGGACUCAACAGAACAUUUGGGGAAAAUAAGUAGGAAGAUAAGGAAAAAAUUCAGACUUAUUCAUACAUCUCUCAGUCAGUACAUGGGCUUUGAUUGGCCAAUCAGUGGGCUGUAUUUUGCUUUGUGGCUUGCUAAAUUCAAAAGUUUGUUUGAAUUGAGAUUUUCCUCCUCUAUUUGAACCCAGAGAUAAAAUAGCUAUCUUCUAACCUUGCUGUCAUGGUUUGUGAUAUAACUUAUUCAACCUUGUAUUUUUUUUGGCUCCAUCCUAAACUUACAGUACAAGGUUAGGUUGUUCAAAGCUGGGUUAAGAUGACCCAGGAUUAGUGUGGAUUAUCUGAUAUCAGGUCUGAAGGCUCUAACAAAAAAUUCAUUAUAAUUCUUCUUGAGUAGAAGUUGAUUAUUGGAUGCUCGAAAAAUAAUAGAGAAAACUAUCCCAAAAUGGAUUCAAAUUUAACCUUGGGUUAGCACUAACUAACCUUUAAACAACCUGAACUUGAUUAGUAAGAGUUAUGUACUAAUGUAACUCCUCAUUGCUUAUUUCUUUCUAGGUUGCAAAAGCUGAAGGUUGUUCAAAAUGCCGUCACGAGAGACAGAGGAAGUUGAUUGGAACAACCAAGACCCAGCAACUGUAGUUUACAUGAUUGGUAUCUAUGGCUGGAGAAAACGCUUCAUCUACUUCCUUAUUUUGGUCUUGUUGGUCAUUACCAUUGUAAAUCUUUCUCUUGUCAUUUGGGUCAUGAGAGUUAUGGACUUCAACCUGGUAAUUGUUUAAGUCUUUUCUUUUAUCUCAACAAUGUUCAAAAAUGUUUUCACAUUUUUUUCUUAAGGAAACCUCCAUGUGGGAAUUUUAUGUCUUAUUGCUUAAAUUUUUUAUAUUUCAUUUAAUUUUUAGGAUGGUAUGGGCAAACUAAGAAUAACUGAUCAAGGGUUGAAACUGUAUGGCGAAGCAGAAUUUGUCAAAGACUUACGUGCAAACAUGAUACGACCAAGACAGGUAAAGUACUUUUGUGUCAAUGAGCCAUGUAGCCAUUGCAUCAGAGUUACUGACAUAUUCCUAAUUUUAACUCUUCACUUUCAGAACUCUGAACUUACUCUUCAGUCCACGGCAAAUGUGACUGUAAAUGCCCGCAACUCAGAUGGAAAUAUUACAGGUCAACUUUUCAUAGGAAAUGAUGAAGUUGUGGCCCGUAACCAGAAGUUUUCUAUAAAGACAGACCAAGGAAAAAAUAUACUCUAUGCUGACAAAGAUAAAAUUGUCUUUGCAGCUGAUAAGUUGGAGUUUUCAAGUAAGUCUGAGGAAACCACUGAACUGUUCUUAGUUUAAGGUUUAGAGAUUAUAUGUUCCAUGGAGGACCUUUGUAAUAUUAGUCUGUAAACUCUUUUGCUUCCAAGAUCUUGUUAGUAAUUCUCCUUACUGAUUGCCUAUCAAUUCUUAUGAUAUUAGUUCAAUGAAUAUGGUAUUGGAUCAACUAAUGAUCCCCUAAUUGAUAUUUACCUUUAUUCUCAUCACUUGUCUGCUUGAUAUUGUAUCAAUAUUGUAAGGAGAAAUUAUGUCUGGGUCACUUAUAAGAGUUUAAGGGUUAAGAAGAUACUUAAGUUUGUCCUUUCACAUUAUUCUUGCAUGAACAUUUGAAGCAACAGAGCCCUUUCUUUGAUCAUUAGCCUAGGUUUCUUGGCUUGUAACAGAUCAUUUUGAAUAUGACCCUCUAAAAUAGGUAAUAAAAAAAGUGAUAAAUGAAUUGGAAUUUAGUGAUGGGGUUUGUAGGGCCUGGUUCUUUCAUGACAGUUUCCAGGGUGUUACUGGAUUUUUGAUGGUUGGGUUUUGUGGAGGGAGGAAAACUGAAGGAGUGGGGAGAAAGCCUGUAAGUAAGGAGGUCACCAACAACAAACUUAAUCUACUUGUGAUGUUAGGUGCAGGAAUGGGACAUGAGUCACAGGGAUGACAGAUGAGUACUCUUGCCUCUGCACAUAUUGCUCCUCCCAAAAAAAUUAAGGAAAAAAGUAGGCAUGUUCACAAUUUUAUAACAUAGAUAUUCUUUUGAUGCUUUAGGUCCAAAUGGAGCUCAUUUCAGUGGUUCAGUUGAGACUGAGAGUCUUCGGGCCCCUCCCAAGAAAGACCUGCGAUUGGCUUCCUUGACAAGGUCCUUGCACAUGGAUGCUCCAGAUGGCAUGAGCUUUAAAUCUGCAGCUGGCAGUGUAAGAAUUUCAAGCCUACAGGAUGUGACAAUUAAAUCUAUGAGUGGAAAGGUAUAACUACUGACAAAUUUCUUGGUCUUUCAUCUCAUUAAUUAACCAUUUGACCCCAAAGAAUGAUUAGCAGUUAAUUUCUCCUUACAAUAUAACCCCUGAAUCAAACAUGAAGGUCACAAGAAUAAAGGAAUGAAGUUCUUGAUGGUUAAACAAAUUCUCCUAAAGAAGUGUAUGGUGAACAGUAUGGAUAAUAUGCAUACUGAUGUUAGAGUGUAAAGGGUUUGAGUAUUAUUUACUGGUCUCCAUCAACAUGAAGGAAGUUUUUGAAAAUCCGAAAAAACUGAUCUUCCUCUAUUUCCUCUGUAGGUUGUGUUGGAUGCAGAAGAUGUGUCAUUUAAAAAUCUAAAAAUUUACACAGGGUCCGGUGGCUCACCUGCUGCCAAUGCCCGUGAAGUUUGCAUUUGUAAAAAUGGAAAGAUUUUCUUAGCAGCAGCUCAAAGCCAUUGCCAAAGCAGUGCCAGUAUUUGUGAUUAAUGUGUUCUGGAGUAAACUUUUUAUAAUCCAUGUGACUUGCAAAGAGCCUAUGGAUCAUGUCAUGGUGUCUUCCAACGACUUGCCUAAACAUGGCAGGAAGAAUGGUUUAAUUUUGUAUUAAAGCUGGGUUGAUAGCUGUUAUCAGGAUUACACAUAAUAACUGACAUUGUAACAAGGACUCAUUGGAGUCCAAUUCAGGCUGUAAUCAUAUGAGUGAUGGACAAAAUCUAAAAACUGCAAAAAGAAAAAGUGUGUUUUGACAAUCACAAGUCCUGUUUCAAAGUCCUGUUGCAAACUGAUUAAAACUAUAGCAAAGCUUGAGAAACAAAACACCCAUUGGAUGAAAGAAAUCAGAUUUAUAAAUAUAACAGUUGAAUUUUUUGCCAUAAGAAAAUGACUCUAAAAGUCUUUGACUCUUUCACUUCCAAGAUCAUAAAAGAGCUUAUAAGAGCUUCAGAGUUAAAACAGUGUGUACAAGGCAACCAUGUUUUCAAAUUUUGUUAUAGUUUUGAAUAAUCUGGAAACAGUUUUAAGCAUCUAGGUUGGAUGGCUUUGAAGUAUUUGCAAAAGUAUAAUGAUAAAAGCUUUGGGCAUUUUUUCUCUGGCCUCUUUUACCAUAAGACCUUUUCCUGUUAUAAAUAUGUUAGAGCUAAUACUUCAAAGGCAAUUUUUUUAAGAGAAUAUUUUCUAGUGGCAUUUUGAGCCAGGUUUGUUGGUAUAUUUGCAACUUCUUUGUAGCUGCUUGGGUGCCAUUUUGUAAUCAAUAUUACUCACUUUGUGUUAGUGAAAAGGAGAAUUUCAUUAUUUAUCCAACUUUAUUGGUCGAGAUGUGGUAUUUUAUCCUCAGCAUGAUAAAGACUAUGUUUUAAGUGUGCAUCUCUUUUUAAAGAAGAGAGGAAUUGUUUACAUUAAAAGUAAUGUGCAAGGGUACUUCAUCAAAGUUCUGUUAAACCAUUGAUAGCUAAAAAAUGCUUAUUUUUGAAAGUAGUUAUCGGGGUAGUUAUUCUAUUAUUUAUUAGGAUAGAGAUGGUGUGAAAAGUAACUUUGAUUACUUUUAGGCUUCAGUCAUGGAAGUAGAGAAGAUAAUAGUUGUAAAUCUUUGUAACUUUUUGCUAUCUAAUGGCAUUUUCUGUGAAAUAUUUACAGCAAAUGUAUAGUUCUAAAAUACAUAGGAAUUUGCUUAGAAUGUGUGUGUUGAUGUUGUUGUUAGGCCUAUUAAUUUCACGAUGGAAAUAUCUAAGUUCUCCUCCGUGACUGUUUUGUAAUUUUUCUGUAAGGAUUCCUUUAUAGAUUCUUUUGUAAAAUUAUUAUGAAUUUUAUACGGCAUUACCAAAUCCUUUGGCAAUAUUAUUACUUGUUCUUCUUUUAAUCUAUUUCUUGUUUUUCUUUUUCUGUAAUUUCUGCCUGUCUGACAGCGUCUUUUUUAUAGGGAGAAUUAUA
Pocillopora meandrina is the source of this 6393-nucleotide messenger RNA. The record is from the annotation of a GenBank genome assembly. NCBI's taxonomy places the organism in Eukaryota, Metazoa, Cnidaria, Anthozoa, Scleractinia, Pocilloporidae.